ACCAACCUAUUUUGGAAUCCUUGAGUCAAUUUAAAUGGACAUACCAGGGAACAUAUGGUUGGAUGCCAGGGAGACUUUUCUGGGUCAAACGCAGAUUUUACAGACAAACACAACUUCCAUGCUGUCUUUUUCUCCACAUGGAAAGCUGCUGCUCGAGGUGCUCAUGGUGCUCAUGUGUGUCGGCGCAGUGACGGGAAAUAUCCUGGUCAUCAUGAUUGUGGUGGCAACAAAGACAUUCCACAGUGUGACAUCUGUGCUCAUUAUUAAUUUGGCAAUCAGUGACUUCCUGGUUGGCAUUGGUGUCAUGCCAUUUGUAGCUGUUUCUAUCAUGAAUAAUGGAUGGGUGAACUGCACUGAUUUAUGUCUUUAUGUGGGUUACACUUCCUCAGUCUACUGCAGUGCUUCAGUCCUAACACUUGCAGCUAUUGCGUUGGAUCGCUACUACUCCAUUGUGGACUGUCUGCGCUAUAAUUCACGCUGUACUCUAUGGCGAACCUGCGCAGCUGUACUCUGGAUUUGGCUACAGGCUGUGAUCACCAGUUGUCCCCCUCUCCUAGGCUGGAGUAACAUCAGCUUUGUAAGCCCCAUGUAUAGCUGUGCUGUCAACUGGGCUAGCAGUCCCAGCUAUACAGUCUUUAUGGCAGCUCUCUGCUUUUUCCUUCCUGCCACAGUAAUACUCUUUUGCUAUGUGAAGAUUGUGCGAGUGGCCCAGCACCAUGCUCAGAGGAUCCACAGCCUUCAGCAGCAUUUUCAACACAGCAAGGGCCACCCCGUAUCCUCACCGUUUGAAUCAUCCCACCAAUAUUCAACCGUAGACGUGGAAGUGCAUGACCCAUCUAGGCUUGUGUACUAUGUAAGUAGGAGGUUUGUGUCAGAAUCUCAGUUCGAUGUUCCUCAUCCUAAUACAGAUCUAACAGGAGAUUCAGUGUCACAAAUUUAUGGUAAAAGUAGCUCCAGACAUAAUCGUGGACGUCUGCAUACCUUCCUUGCUCAUCUCCAAAAUGCUAGCACGCUGCAGAACAGUCAACCACAGCAACAUGGUGUUGUGAGGCUUUUCAUAGUUAUCGCUGCCUUCUUUCUGUGCUGGACACCUUACAUUGGAGUUGCUCUGGUGCAGGCCACAGAGACUGCCCUCUCACAAUCCGCAAGCCAGGUCCCACCUGCAGCUGUCACUUUCUCUUACUGGCUUGUCCUGUUCAACUCAGACAUUAACCCAUUACUGUAUGCUCUACUUAGCAAGCGAUUCCAGGGGGCAUUAAGUAACCUUAGAAAGAAGAUGCAGACAAGGUUAGGUAUGAUUCAAAAGGUAGAAGAAGGAAGAACAGAUGAAGAUGGUGGAGUGUUCACAACUCCCGCUUAUGUCAUAGCCAGUGCCACAGAUCAGAAUCGUCAAGAUAGUGGACUUCAUCAGAAUGGGUCUAUGUCCUCCACUGUUUUAACAAUGAAUACAACUUUUCCCAAAAGUUAUAAGCAGGAAACAAACCAAGUCCUUUUACCAGGCAGUAUGUUAUCUUCAUUUUCUACUUCUUCCUCUUCUGUUUCCCUUUGUCAUAACUGUGGUAGAAAUACCCCAGGAAAUUCAGACUGUCAGCAGGUUCGCUCCAAGUCACAUGGAUGGGACAAACUACAAAGUACCUCUGUAAUCAAUGAGAGACAUGCAACGUUUUUUUAUGGCCAGAUCGCUGUCCGAGUGGAACAGGAAAUCUGCUGAGACUGCAUUAGAUUAUUCGCCCACAAACAAGCUAAAAAUGAAUCUGCAUGGCUUUAGCUGUUGUAUUUUAGGAAUUAAAAGUUCAUUUGUGUUUGUUACAUAAAAGGAAAUUUGCCUGUGUAAACGGCCAAUUAUGCAGAAUUCCUUAUAAUACUUUGAAUAGGAUUGCAUCCAGGUUUAACUCAUAGCACUAAUUAAAAAGAAAACCUGAAAGAAAUAUAUCUGUGAUAAUGCAAAGGUUCAAAAAAGGUGAUUUGUACCAUGGAACACAUUUGACAUUUUGAAGUAAAACUAAGUAAUUAAAAAUACCAUAAAAUAUUACUACAUAAUGAAAUGGCUGUUUUGUAAAAUAAUGUUUAUUGUGUGGUUAUCUCAUAUCCGUUUUUAAAUAGAGCAGGGGUCCUGAUUUAAAAUUUAAGAAGGUCCAGUCAAUAAAAAGUUUUUUGAGCCAAGGUCCGAAUUUCAUGUUUUAUGUGUGUUAAGAUUCAGCCCUUU
Molecule: messenger RNA, 2206 nt
Organism: Clarias gariepinus (North African catfish)
Lineage: Eukaryota; Metazoa; Chordata; Actinopteri; Siluriformes; Clariidae
Product: 5-hydroxytryptamine receptor 1D
Exons: 3
Coding region: 35-1711 (558 amino acids)
Biological process (GO): G protein-coupled receptor signaling pathway
Cellular component (GO): membrane
Molecular function (GO): G protein-coupled receptor activity
Source: RefSeq, a predicted model, not a curated record